Messenger RNA from Physcomitrium patens, 4076 nucleotides. Its product is annotated as putative GTP diphosphokinase RSH1, chloroplastic. Gene Ontology annotation, biological process: guanosine tetraphosphate metabolic process. The record is from RefSeq and is a predicted model, not a curated record. Lineage: Eukaryota; Viridiplantae; Streptophyta; Bryopsida; Funariales; Funariaceae.
UUUUUUCUGUGACGGAGGAAGCACCACACAAAUUCUUCUGCCCACUCGUGCAGCAAUUGGUUAGCGCUGUGCGCACAGCACAUUGCGAUUACAAGCCUUGCCACUGUCGAGUUCACACUUUCUGUGCGAAUUCUCGAAUUGGGCACCUCGGUUUGGAAAGCAACAGGGGAUACGCUUCGCAGCGCGACAGAGAGAGAGAGAGAGAGAGAGAGAGAGAGAGAUCUUUUAUGAUCGACUCAAUUGUUCGUCUGGAUUGAUUGCCGUGGUGGCGAAACGCUCGCGCGAGAAGAGGACUCAUCUUUUUGUGCAGUUUUUGGUUUUCGCACGCAGGAUUGGGUUUGGGAUAUAUAUAUAUAUAUAUAUAUAUAUAUAUAUAUUUUGUAGUUGGAGGAGUUUUCGAAGUUUCCGAGGAGUUUUGAUGUUGAUGGUUUGUAGGGGGCGAAGGAGAAUGAUGAGCUCGGAGUGUUUUGUUUCUGCAGUGGAGAUUCCGAAUUCCUUAGUGUAGGGUUAAGAUGCUGGGAUUUAGUGAAGCGACUUUGUUUCUGUUUGUUGGUGUUGGGUGAGGAUCAACUAGAGCAGGGUUGCCUGUGAAUCGAGUGUUAGUGAGAUUGUUGGGCAAUAGAAGGAAUUGCAGAGGAAUCGCAGGGUGUUUACAAUCUCAGGGCGGGCAUGAUCCUGUGUAAAAGAAUCGCCUGUGCCCAUUUUUGUGCUCUCGUGCUGCAGACGAAAUGACGACCCCUGUCGGUUUUCCAGAAAUUAGUGUGCGCAACUUUAUCCAGCCACUCAUUUGGAGACCUGAGUGCACAUCUAGCAACUGUGCAUGGAGAUCUCCGAGGGUGUUCAGUGGCUUCCUAGCAAGCACACCGCAGUCUUCUCAAGGGGAAUGUGCCUCAUGGUCCAAAUUGCGCAACAAAGUUUCGGCGCAUCGCUGCCCUUGUUUACUGAAUGGAGGAAGAGACCAUUCGAUUAAGAAUUAUGUACAACAACCGGGGAGGUCCGGAAGGAUACGAGAAGUCAUCUGUUGUGCUGGCUCUGACGAUUUGCAUUUAUCCAGCUACAAUACUACCCCAAGCGAGUUAUGGGAGAGCUUAAAACCUGCUAUUAGCUAUCUUACAAAAGCUCAAUCAAGAAUGGUGAAGGAUGGAUUGAAGUUGGCAUUUGAGGCCCAUGACGGUCAAAAGCGCAAGAGUGGAGAACCUUACAUCAUUCAUCCUGUUGAAGUUGCUCGCAUUUUAGGAGAACUGGAGAUGGAUUGGGAGACUGUUGUAGCAGGUCUGCUGCAUGACACAGUUGAAGAUACAGAACAUGUUACUUUUGAGAGGAUUGAGGACCAGUUUGGGCCUGUAGUACGGAGAAUCGUAGAAGGAGAAACAAAGGUGUCGAAACUUGGAAAGAUGCAAUGUCAGAAUUCAGACGGGAUGUCAACGCUCUCAAGGGAUGUGAAAGCUGAUGAUCUGAGACAAAUGUUUUUAGCUAUGACUGAGGAGGUACGGGUGAUCAUUGUGAAGCUUGCAGAUCGGCUUCAUAACAUGAGGACCUUGUCCCACAUGCCCCCUCAUAAACAGAAAUAUAUUGCCACGGAGACGCUACAAGUUUUUGCGCCUUUGGCUAGGUUACUGGGAAUGUACAGGAUCAAGUCAGAAUUGGAGGAACUGUCGUUCAUGUACGCAUAUCCAGAGGAGCAUGCUGAGAUCAAGCAGCGGGUGGAAUCACUUCGCAAGCAGCAAGAGGACGUGGUUUUAGAGGCCAAAAAGGUUCUACACGAAACAAUCUCAAGGGAUCAAUUUUUGGGCUAUAUGACUGCUGACAUAAAAGUUGCUACUCUGUCCAAGGAGCUAUAUAGUAUUUACAAGAAGAUGGAUCAAAAUAUUGGAGCAGAGGACAUUCGAGAUAUCGCACAGAUGAGACUGGUUUUGAAGUUAAAACCAAGCGCAUCUGUCGGCCACCUCUGCAAUGUACAACAGGUUUGCUAUCAUGUGUUGGGGUUGGUGCAUGCUAUGUGGCCUCCUCUUCCUCAAUCGAUGAAGGAUUAUAUUGCUACUCCAAAGCCGAACGGCUAUCAAAGUCUGCAUACCACAGUCAUUCCAUUCGGCACACAGACUUACUUUCCUCUGGAAAUUCAGAUCCGAACAGAUGAGAUGGACAGACUUGCAGAGUGCGGAAUUGCAGCUUACUACAGCGGGAGGUGGAUGGCUGAGCGCAACUCUGAUGCGAUGGUACCCUUCGCACGCAAUGAAGAAGAUGCUGCUCGUGCUAUAUAUCCUGCUUCAAACUCUUUAGGCUCAAGCAGCUACUUGAACGACGCGGAUAUUGCUAGGAGAGUAAGCUGGCUCAAGUCUAUCCGAGAUUGGCAGGAGGAGUUCGUUGGAAAUAUGUCAUCCAGAGAGUUUGUUGAUACCGUGACUGGUGACCUGCUUUCGAGUCGAGUCUUUGUAUUCACUCCGAAAGGAGAGGUGAAAAACCUGCCAAAGGGGGCAACUGUUAUAGAUUAUGCGUAUCAGAUUCAUACAGAUGUCGGGAACAAGAUGGUAGCUGCAAAGGUGAACGGUAAUUUGGUUUCACCAACACAUGCACUUGCGAAUGCUGAAGUUGUGGAGAUACUAACUUACGAUAACCUUCCAUAUCAUGUGCAGAGUAUUUCUGCCAAGAGAGUAUUCCAGCUGCACAGUCAAUGGUUGCAAUAUGCCAAGACCCGAAGUGCCCGACACAAGCUUACCAAGUUUCUGAAGGAGCAAGCGGCACUAUCUGCUGAAGAGAUAACAGCAGACACUGUCAAUGAAUUUGUUAAGGACCUGAAUGACGGUCAGUGUGAAAACGACCCUUACUCGUCCUCAGACGAAUGUGCAGCCGUUCCUGAAACCAUCGGUAAUUACUUCAAUGGUGAUUAUGACCCUUUUAGUCACAUUUCCCACCAGUCUGAUGAGUUUAGUUUUAAGCCAAAAACCAAUGGGUCAGCAAAUGGGUCAGCAAAUGGAUCAGCAAAUGGAUCAGCAAAUGGGUCAGCAAAUGGAUCUUCGAAUGGAUCCGCGAAUGGUUACUCAAAGAGGGCAGCAAAUGGAGCAAUAAAUAUUACAGCGAGUAGAUUAGUGAACGGGGCAGCGAAUGGAGCAUUGAAGGGAGCAGCGAAUGGGACUGUGAUUGGGGCAGCUUUGGAGGCGAGAGGACAUCUGGUGUCAAAGAUGGGAGAAAACGGCCUUGCAAAGUCCAAAGUUCGCCAUGUACCGGACGAAGCCAGAGCUGACAUUGAAGUCUGGCAGAAUGAAAAGAUAGCUUCAUGGCAUAGUUCUGAGGGUGGCUCUAUUCAAUGGUUCAGCGUUUGCUGUCAUGACCGAAACAGUAUGCUUGCAGAAGUCACGGCGGUCCUAGUUGCAGCAGGCAUUCGAAUAAGGGCAUGUUCUGCUGAAACAAAUAAAGUGAAAGGAUUUGGAGUCAUGAUUUUCCAGAUUGAGGGUACUGCUGAAGACAUGGUUCGAAGUUGUGCUGACGUUGAUACGCUUGAAGGCAUUUUGGAGUGGUCCAUUGGUUGCAGUUGGCAGAAGCCACCGCAUUAUCUAAGUUGGCAUAACCCUCAAAAUCUUCUUAGUUGUUGGUAUCCUCCAACAAUGUAAUGUUCAUGAGUCUUCUUUAGUAUUUUGUGGUUAUGAUGUGUCGAAUGUCGCUUCUAUAGUGAGAUGGUGCUACAGUCACAAGUAUGUACUUCUGCCUCAGUGCAUUUUGCAGAAGCCUAGGUGGUCAGGAGGAAGAAGUCUUACAUCGUAUCAAGAGCUGGGUGAACCUCCUACGGUGUUCAACUAAACAGCAGACUUUUUCCAUGUCCAGAUGUGUUGUCUACUAAUCCACCUUGGAUCCUUCCAUUUCGUGAUUUGCUUUCUGGAUUUUCUUAGAUGUGAAAGUUUGGAUUUUGGAGGUUCUCAAAAGCAUAUUUCCAGACAUUCUUUUUGCGGAGCCCCAUUAUGCAUUACUCAAAGUAGUCUAGCGAUGGGGUUUUUGUGAAAACACAUCAUUGUAUGAUAAUUUUUUUAUUCAAAGAUGCUUCGAAGGAGCGCAUCACUCUGAAACGUACUGUUUACCUUUAA